AUGUGUUUGCAGGCAUCAACGAUCCUCGGACAUGUCCUGCGAUUGCUGCUGCAUUGUUUUGGCUUCACUCAGCUCCCUUUUCGAAAACUCUGCCUAGCUCUUUUCCAAACCAUGUGGGACGUUUUUGAGACCCGGGCGGGUGCCGAUGCAGUGGAAGCGGGACAUGCACGGACCAGCGGCCAGAGAAGAAGCGUGUGGGCAUGGGUACGGACAUUGAUGAUGGUACGACUUGUAGUACGGCUUGUACUGGCAGUGGGCACCUUGCUGUUGACAUUAGAUGUUGGACACUGGCUGGAGCUGCCCAUUCAAUGUAGCUACAAUGUGGGGUGCUACUACAAGGUUUUCGAAAAAGUGGUGGUUAAGAGUUUGGGUGAGAACGCCUUCGUCCCUACGUCCGAGUGCCUCAUGCAACUAUGGCGGCAUGCAGUGAAGGACACUCAAGCCAGAGAGACCUACUUUUUAGCAGUUUGCUCCCUGAAUUGGACCUGCUGGCAAGAUGUUUGCCCCAGUCUUUCCCAUGCCAGCUGGCACACAUGGCCAUCAGUCGUAUCUUGCCUGACAUAUGGCAAAGAAGAGGAUCACUGUGGGGCUGCGUACGUACCUCUGACUGUGGCAGAUGUGCAGAGUACCUGCUGGAUGCCUUCUGGCUUGGAUCCCCCCACCACCGAGGAGUUCAAAAUAAAAUUGAAAUCAGGCAGCGGCGCAAAGGGUUUUCGGAGCAAUCUCCACCAGCGACACUGCGGUUUGGAUCCCAGCAAGAGAGAGCACGUCGAGGCCUUUUUGGCGAAAGAAGUGCAACAAAUUGAUGAGGAUAAGGACGGGCACAUCACCGCACAAGAGUGCAAGGCGUAUGUGGGCCAGUAUGUUGCUGAAGAAGACAGAGCUGUUCUGUUGGGUGGUUCACGCGGGUUACCGCGAGAACUGUGCAACGCUUUCACUCGCUUUGGGUCUUUCGAACCUGAGCAGGCUGCUGACACCUGCAACUUUGGCUUUGAUGCCCCUUCUCCUCCGUCUCAUCAACAUGGCGCGUGGACACUUGUGGACAUGCUCAGUGCCAGUCAAGAGAAGCGCACAGAUCUGCUUCAGAACCUUUUGCAGAUCCUGGAGUCCGACUCGGAUGUCGAAGGGAACAUGCAGGUGUCGUAUCGAAAUCGGAUUGUUUUUAUCCUCGUAUUGCAGCAGGGAAGCGUCGGAAGAGAGGAUGAGGCAGCAAUGAGGACCAUCACUCAAAGAUUUUUCACUUUUGGUGUGAUUUUGGUGGGUGGCACCAAUCUUGAUGCUGCUGCCAAAACAGCUCUUGAAAGAGAGAUUAACCAAGUCAGCGAACGCAGUCACAUCUACUGGUUUGCCUCUGACGACGAUGAUGGUUUGUGGGAUUACAUGAAAUCACUGCCACAUGUUGACGCGGGCGACACCCUGCAGUGGCAGAGAAAAGAGACGGGUCAGAUGAAGGAAGAUAUCAAACAACUUCAAAGAGAGAUGGGUCAGAUGAAGGACGAUCCCAAACAACUUCAAAGAGAGAUGGGUCAGAUGAAGGAAGAUCUCAGACAACUUCAAAAAGAGAUGGGUCAGAUGAAGGAAGAUCUCGAGCAACUUCAAGCUGUUGUGCGAAGACUUCGUAUAGAAAUUGUUGGUUUGAAGACCGUUUGA
Messenger RNA from Symbiodinium natans, 1650 nucleotides. NCBI's taxonomy places the organism in Eukaryota, Dinophyceae, Suessiales, Symbiodiniaceae. The record is from the annotation of a GenBank genome assembly.